AUGUCCGACGCCCGCUCCCUCCUGCGCCAACAGCGCACCGCCCGCCGCAUAAACCACCCUCACGCCUCCUACACCGACUCCGGCAAGCUGACCUGCACCGUGUGCCGCGAAACCCUCAGGAGCGACGCCCUAUGGGAGGGCCACGCCCGCAGCGCAGGCCACCGCCAACGGCUCCUCGCCCAGCAGAAGUCCAGACAGCAGCAGCAGCAGGCUAGCCCGCCUGCCAGCGCCGCCAACGGCAGCGGGCCCGAAAAGUCUAAACCGGCGGGCACGGACACACUGAGCGACGAGGCCCUGCUGGCACAGAUCAUUGGCGGGGGAGGGGCCGGAGGUGCAGGCGCAGGUGCGGGCGGAGGGCAAAAGCGUAAACAUGGGGACGACGACUCGGAUGUGGAUAUGGACGACGCCGACGCGGCAGAGGAAGAGGAGAGCAUACGCAAGAAGCGAAGCAAGCAGGACAUCACCUCACCGACGGCCUCAAGGCCCUCCUCCUCCUCGGCUGUCGCCGCCAUGCCAAACGCCGCCGCAACGAGCAGCGGCACCAGCAGCAAUGGGAAGAAACACCCACAAGCGGAUGCCGACGCGGGCAAGAAGACCCCGCCCUCGUCGACGCCCCCGGGCCUUACGCGCCGCACCUCAGGGACCCCGUCGCACGGCGUCGAGCUCCAGAUACCCUCGAGACCAGCGACCCCCAACGCGAACGGGACAUCGGGCGGGUCGACACCGAGGGCGGCUCCAAUUGGGAGAAGCCCGCUCAUACCACAGGACGGCCAGGGGUCGGCAUCUGCAACGACAUCCGCCCCGAGGGCCUCCUUCGCGACGCCAGCGACACAGCCGGCAGACACAGCAGCCACGACGACCGCCGAAGAGGACGAGGACUGGGCCGCCUUCGAGGCAGAGGUCGUCAACGCCCCUCCACCAACAACAUCCUCCACCAAUGCCCCGGCCGCCCAACGGACAGCAGCGGCAGACUACUCCUCCGACGCGGUCAUAGCCGCCGCGCCGCUGACGGCCGAGCAGGUCGCCGCCAAGUCCCGCGAGGAGGAGCGCGAGCGGCGGCGGGUGCUCGCCGAGUCCCAGCUCGAGGACGACAAGGAGGAGGCGACGCGGGCGCUGGAGACCGAGUUCGAGGAGAUGGAGGAGCUCGAGGCCCGCGUCCGGAGGCUCAAGGAGAAGAGGGAGGCCAUCCGGCGGGGGAGCGCCCCUAAUGCUGCUGCUGCGGCGGCUGCGGGUGAGGAGCGCGAGGGCGAGGGACCUAAAGUGGAGGCGGACGCGGGCGGGGCUAGGGCGGAAGCAGCAGGUGAUGACGAUGGGGACGACGACGAAGACGAGGGUGAGGAGGACGAUGACUGGGCAGGUUUCAGGUUUAGAGCGUAA
This is a messenger RNA of Diaporthe citri, 1377 nucleotides long. RefSeq lists its product as uncharacterized. Gene Ontology annotation, cellular component: spliceosomal complex; nucleus. Gene Ontology annotation, biological process: nuclear DNA replication; mitotic DNA replication checkpoint signaling; mitotic DNA damage checkpoint signaling. Gene Ontology annotation, molecular function: nucleic acid binding; zinc ion binding. The transcript has a single exon. The record is from RefSeq and is a predicted model, not a curated record. The coding region runs from base 1 to 1377 and encodes 458 amino acids. Lineage: Eukaryota; Fungi; Ascomycota; Sordariomycetes; Diaporthales; Diaporthaceae.